This is a messenger RNA of Haliotis rubra (blacklip abalone), 2192 nucleotides long. RefSeq lists its product as uncharacterized. The record is from RefSeq and is a predicted model, not a curated record. Bases 147 to 2027 code for a protein of 626 amino acids. NCBI's taxonomy places the organism in Eukaryota, Metazoa, Mollusca, Gastropoda, Lepetellida, Haliotidae. The transcript has 17 exons.
AUACAGUAAUCAUAAGGUCAGCCACGAUAGAGCACUGCAACAUAGGACUGACCUUUGUGGCGAGGAAUUAGGGUAGAAACCAACUCAGGUCUUCACACAGCAGCAGAGAAAGACCCUUGGUGCGCGCAUUUGGAGGCUCCCGAACAAUGUUGUACAACUUCGUCUUUUUUGCACUGUCAGUGCUGGUCAGCGUGAGUCGUGGUCAAGAAUGUAUGCAGAAUGCUGCGAUGGAGAUGGCGACAUGUAGCAGGAAACUGAACAUUAUAGGGAGUGAGGGAGCAGUGAGCGACGUCUGCAGAGAGGCCAGGAAGACUCUUAUUUGCAUGCAAAGGGUUUUGGGAGACUGUCCACAGUUGAGUGUACAUAUGGCUGGACAAAUGGAAAUGAUGGAGAAUACAAUCAACCAACAAUGUCCAGAUGUGCAAACAGAAGCUCCUGAAACAGAUGCUCCUGAGACAGAUACUCCUGAGACAGAUGCUCCUGAAAUAGAUGCUCCUGAGACAGAUGCUCCUGAAACAGAUGCUCCUGAGAUAGAUGCUCUUGAAACAGAAGCUCCUGAGACAGAUGCUCCGGCAACGGAUGCUGCUCCUCGUUCCCGAUGUUCCCCUAAUGAUGCUAAUAGAAUAGCAAGAUGCGCUAAUAGACUGCAGAGAUUUGUGGGCCGAUCGACCAUAAAAUGCCACAAAGUUAGAAGAACGAUGAAUUGUCUGAGUAAAACCAUGCAGCGAUGUCCUCAUCUGCUCGACGAUAGGAACAAUCAUAUCGGAACAUUACGCCGACACCUUUUGCAAGUCUGUGUUGAGACAAAUGCGUUGCCUGAAGAGCCUACAGGGGAGCCACAGACUGGGGAGUUGGGAGAAGAAGGAGAAGACGAAGAAGAGGAGGAGGUGGAAGUGUGUCCUGCAGACUUCAUGUCACGAAUUCAGAGAUGUGCCGAAGACAUGGGCAACGCGAUGACGAGUAUAGGAUCAGGGGCGGCAGAUUUAACUGAGUCAUGCAGCUCAGUGACAACUUCCUUGGACUGUGUGGAUGACUACGUGGAGGCAUGCAGUGACCGUCCAGAGAUUGCCCAACUGACUGGAAUGCUGAAUAUGGACCAGACGAGGAGCUCUGUGGCUCAGAUAUGCCCUGGAGCAGGUACUGGUGUUGGUCCUACUAGUGGUCCUGAUGUCGGUCCUACUGAUGGUCCUGAUGCUGGUUCUGAUGAAGGUCCCGAGGAAGGGGACAGUGAGUGUCCAGCAGACUAUGAACACAGAAUGCAGACCUGCGUGAAACCUUUGGAGAAACUGAACCCGCAGGAGGUCAACGCUGAAGUUUGCGGUUCUGCAAACGCUGCCCUUGACUGUGUGGACGAUGUUCUGAAUGCGUGCAGACACACGCCUCACGUCCAGGCCUUUAAGAAUGUCCUGAACAUGGACGGACUCAGGACCAUGAUCAACGACAUCUGUACGUCGGGAACGCUACAGCCUGGACCAGGAGUUGACGCCAAUUGCCCGUCGGAUCACAGUCAGAAACUCAUUAGCUGUGUCCAGCCCCUGCAAUCUUUAAAGCAAAACCCAAAUCAUGAUCUGAGCGAGAUGUGUAGGGUGGCUAACACUGGCUUCGACUGUCUGGAUGACAUCAUGGGCAAAUGUGCCAACCAACCAGACGUGAGGGCAAUGAACAGUAUGCUCAACGUGGACAAUCUACGAGAGAUGAUUAAUGGGCAGUGUCCAAAUGCUGGCACGGAUGCUGGUCCUGAUGAGGGUCCUGUGGAAGUCGCCGUCGCCAACAGCAGCCCAGGCGACACCUGCAACGUGGCCGACCCGGCAGAUGAGCUUCUUGUCUGCAACAGGCAGCUGCAAAAGUUUGCAUCGUCGAGUUCCUCCCUCAGAAGCAGAUGCGGGGAUCUGGUUAAGGGUCUGGAUUGUUUCGACAGACUUAUCGCCAGCUGCCCCAGGCACCCUAGUGUCGUCACCUUCACAGACAUGUUAGACAUGAGCGAAGUGAGGGAGAACCUGUCUGGUGCCUGCCCCGGGAGAAAGUGAGGGAGGACGUUCCUUGAGGGGAGGUUCAGUCCAUGGUUCAACCCAUGGUCCAAGCAGUGGUCCAAGCAGUGGUCCAAGCGGAUAUUCAAGGAACAUUCACUAUCAGCACCGUACAUUGUCACUCACACAUUAUCAUAACCAGAAUAAAGGGAUGUAUUAACACCA